ACACACUCACAAAUGGGAGGACCUAUUACACAAUCACAUUAUCCGUAAUCUCUGAGGAGUGGGGAACAAAGCCUAGCCUGAACAAGGAAUAAAACACUAGCAUUUUGAUAGUGAAAAUGUCCUACAUACCCGGUCAGCCUAUAACAGCUGUUGUGCAACGAAUUGAAAUUCAAAAACUACGGGAUGGUGAUAACUUAAUAUUAGGAUUCAGCAUUGGAGGGGGAAUUGACCAAGAUCCAAGCCAGAAUCCAUUCUCCGAAGAUAAGUCAGACAAGGGAAUCUAUGUCACACGUGUGUCUAAAGGUGGACCUGCAGAGGUGGCUGGUCUCAGAAUGGGAGACCAAAUUAUGCAGGUAAAUGGCUGGGACAUGACCAUGGUGACACAUGAUCAGGCACGAAAAAGACUCACCAAGAAGAAUGAAGACGUGGUCAGACUUCUCGUCACUAGAAAAUCCCUGGAGGAAGUAGUUAGACAGUCCAUGAUGCAACACUAAUGCCGGUCUAAAACACACUAAUUGGAGCUCAUUGCAUGUCAUUAUUGGUUAAUCACAUGUUCAAAGCAUGUUUUUAAACUAAUUAUAAACAACCAGCCUCCCUCAGCCAAAGAGUGAUGCCAAGAAACCAGUCAUUGUAGAUUAACAAGGACUUCUUCAUUAAUCACCUGUGUUAAAGAUCAUUUUAAUGUAUUGAACUGACUAAUGAAUGAGAACACUUUAAUAAGACAAUGUAAAGAUUGUUGUUUGCAUUCCAUAAUUGACAUUGCUAAUUUUCAUCUAUGGUGUUUUAAGCAUUGCUUUAUAAACCGCGGGUUAAUUUAGUGACACGAUAUGCCAAAUAAGAAUACUUCUGAGCUGUACUAUAUAUAGCCUACUCCUUAAUGUACUGUGGACUGCGUAAACUUCAUAUCAUUUCAUUUACAGAUCUCAAUGGCUACAGUGAGAUAUCUGUGUUCACCUUAUUUAUAAUUGCCUUAUGUGUCAGUUCACUAACACCUAAACCAACGUGUACGCCUGUGUAACUGUUAAAAGUGUGAUUAACAAUAGUAAGUUUAUGACUGUCAAAAUACACAGCUGUUCUUAUAUGACCACUAAUUUAGCUAUUUUGUGGGAAUUUUUAGUAACUCUUUUAAAAUGUUGUGUGUGUGUGUUUAAACAACAUUAGCCUAAUGAUGCUAGCAAAACAUUGCAUGAUCAUCAGAAUUUGGAAGAUAAGCAGUCUCAUCUGUAUUUGGCUCCUGUAUAAAACUGCUAUUUUGUAUUCAGAUUUUUUUUUUCUUUGAUACAAACUUUUUUUGGCAUUUGAUUGUAUUAUGAAUUUUUUAAUGAAUAAAAAUCUUCUACCACUUGA
Messenger RNA from Myxocyprinus asiaticus (Chinese sucker), 1347 nucleotides. Its product is annotated as tax1-binding protein 3. Gene Ontology annotation, biological process: neurotransmitter receptor transport postsynaptic membrane to endosome; neurotransmitter receptor transport, endosome to postsynaptic membrane. Gene Ontology annotation, cellular component: postsynaptic membrane; postsynaptic density; adherens junction. NCBI's taxonomy places the organism in Eukaryota, Metazoa, Chordata, Actinopteri, Cypriniformes, Catostomidae. The transcript has 4 exons. Gene Ontology annotation, molecular function: protein binding. The record is from RefSeq and is a predicted model, not a curated record. The coding region runs from base 117 to 494 and encodes 125 amino acids.